Molecule: messenger RNA, 1321 nt
Organism: Setaria italica (foxtail millet)
Lineage: Eukaryota; Viridiplantae; Streptophyta; Magnoliopsida; Poales; Poaceae
Exons: 8
Coding region: 238-1089 (283 amino acids)
Biological process (GO): snRNA transcription by RNA polymerase III; snRNA transcription by RNA polymerase II
Cellular component (GO): snRNA-activating protein complex
Molecular function (GO): sequence-specific DNA binding
Source: RefSeq, a predicted model, not a curated record
UUUCCCCCGUCGUCCGCUCCCCGACGCCCGCGCGCCGCCCGCCUCCCGCCUCCCGCCGCCGUUGCCUCCCGCCUUCCGAGGAGAGGGCGGAGCCGCCGGGAAAGACACUCCUGCGGCCCCUGCUGCACCGCUUGUAUUUGUCUCGCCUCCGCGCCGCGGGCUUCUGCGGCUACUGUCGUCUGCUGCUAGCCCCCGGUCCCCGUCGGUUAUACGCCUUUUCGGGCCAUCCCUGCAAAUAUGGAUAUGGCUCCAUUCAAGCUGGAUAUAGAUGAGCUAGUAGCUGAUUAUGGCAAGGAAAACAGCACGACACUUGCUGAUUUCAAGCGAGUUUGGAAGGAGAAGAAAUUUUCUUAUAUCUAUGAAGGCAGACCUAAGGCAAACUCUUGUCUCUUCAUGCAGUCCCUCUUUCUGCAUUGUAUCGGUCAUUUGACUUCUGAAAGUUCUCUACCUCGAAGAUUAGCUGGGCUUUACUGCCUUUACUGUCUCUAUGAGUGUCAGCCAUACAAGCCCCAGUUCAAGAUUUAUUUGUCUCUCGAGGAGUGCAGGCAACUGAAGGAUUUCAUCUCUAUGGCUAAGCAAAAUGGAGUGCAUCUUGUGCCGGCCCUUGUCAAAAGGAUGCUGGAUAAAGGCAUGUUUUUGUUUGGCUACAUGAAUUUGCUUCGUGACAAUGGGGAGAAGCAGGUCGAGGAAUUGACUGCAAUGCAGAAUAAACGGGUCAAAUUUGCCUGUGACAAGUUGUUUGCGAAUACCCAAGCAGAAAGUUAUAUGCACUUGGACCUGGGUGCGGAGUUCGAGCUUGAUAGCAUCAAGAAAUUGUCAAAGGAGUAUGCUGAAGCCAAGGAAUUAGCCCUUGCAGAGGCAAGCCAAACCGUCGACAUUGAAGAUGCUAAGCACAUCCUUCAGAGUGACAAGCUGUUGGGCGACAAGAUAGAUGAGGUCGUCAAAGACUGGGAUGCUCAGAAGGAAGAGUUCUACGAGAGAACAGGGUUGUCACGUGGCAACGAGCUCGCGGUGAUUGACAAUGGUGAAUCAGGAGUGCAACAUCACGAUUACGAUGACUUUGAUGAGCUCUCGCAGCUGCUUGAGUGAAGAGCGUCUCGCACAAGCCUAAAAUGCAUGAAAAACUAAUCUUGCAAUGAACUGGUAUCCCAAUAGGCCAAUUAACCUGCAAUGGUACAUUCCAAAACUAAUCUUGCAGGAAUUGGGUACAUUGAGAUAAUAUAUCGAUGGACAAUGACCAAAACCACGACUUGUAAUCUUUGAUAGUUGCAGGCGAUAGGAAACGGAAAAAAUGUAGAAAAAAAUAUAUUCGGGAUCCAAA